AUGUCUCUCUCUCAAGUUAAGCAUAUUAUUCUGGUACUCUCGGGAAAGGGAGGAGUCGGUAAAUCUUCUGUGACGACACAGCUUGCCCUUUCUCUUUCACAGGCCGGAUACUCAGUAGGCGUGCUCGAUGUCGACCUUACAGGUCCGUCCAUACCUCGCAUGUUCGCCGUCGAGGACGCAAAAGUGAAGCAGGGGUCUGGUGGUUGGCUACCCGUUGUCGUUCAUGAAGCGAACCCUAGCACUGGCAUUGGGUCGCUGAGGGUCAUGAGCUUGGGCUUUCUUCUCCCCCGGCGGGGUGAUGCGGUUAUAUGGCGAGGACCAAAGAAGACAGCCAUGGUUCGCCAGUUCAUGUCGGAUGUUUUAUGGGACGAGCUCGACUUUCUCCUGGUCGAUACUCCUCCAGGAACAAGUGAUGAGCAUAUCUCUCUCGCCGAAACUCUCCUGCAGGAAGCACGUCCCGGACAGCUUUCCGGAGCAAUAGUUGUCACAACACCACAGGCUGUGGCAACGGCAGAUGUCAGGAAGGAGUUGAAUUUUUGCAAAAAGACCGGUAUCCGCGUCUUGGGCGUUGUGGAAAAUAUGAGCGGAUUUGUGUGCCCGAACUGUAGCGAGUGCACCAACAUCUUUUCCAGUGGUGGAGGAGAAAUUAUGGCCAACGAUUUUAAUGUUCGCUUCUUAGGCCGUGUUCCAAUCGACCCGCAGUUUCUGGUUCUGAUUGAGACGGGCAAGCGCCCUAGAUAUCCUGAAGGGACAAAGGUCAAUAGUCAAGAUCUAUCGUUUCAGCAUCUUGAACAAGUCGAUAACGCUGACAAUCCCGAAACCCCGAAUUCUUCGCUGCUGGUGGACAAGUACAGAGACUGCUCUCUUGCGCCGAUAUUUCGCGCUAUUACUGCCGACGUGGUGGUGGCAGUCGAGCAAGCAAGCGGGAGUUAG
Molecule: messenger RNA, 933 nt
Organism: Thermochaetoides thermophila DSM 1495
Lineage: Eukaryota; Fungi; Ascomycota; Sordariomycetes; Sordariales; Chaetomiaceae
Product: cytosolic Fe-S cluster assembling factor cfd1-like protein
Exons: 2
Coding region: 1-933 (310 amino acids)
Biological process (GO): iron-sulfur cluster assembly
Cellular component (GO): cytosol
Molecular function (GO): ATP binding; 4 iron, 4 sulfur cluster binding; ATP-dependent FeS chaperone activity
Source: RefSeq, a predicted model, not a curated record